AUGGGAUUGUCUCACAAGAAAGCCAUAGGCGGUUUCCAUGGACACUCGAAUAAUAUUUUAGUCAUUUUAGCAAGCGGUUUCUUCCAGGUCUUCGGUGCUUCUGCCGAGUGGAACGGUUUUAGAGUGAGAAAGAGAGAGAGGGAGGGAGAAGCUGUGUUUGAAGAAGCAAAGCAAGAAGGCAAGCUUGUUGCUGUGACUAUUUUCAUGGAUAUCCAUAAAGUUGCCGACCACCAAACCCAAUUACUACUAGACCAACAUCAUCACCAUCAACAACAGGAAUUAGAGCAAAACCAGAACCAUCCUCAUCCUCAUCAUCACCAAUAUCAUCAAAUUUCUUACGGAAUAAUGCAAUCAUCUUCAACAUCAUCAUCAACUAUUAAUCCUGGUGACUUCAUAAGCAAAGAUACGGGAGCUUACGACGAAUUAGAUCAGGCGCUUUUUUUAUAUCUUGAUGGACAGGUCGACCACUCCACUGUCCAAGAGCAAAGACAGAAUUCUGGGAUGAGGCCUCCAACUCUCAACAUUUUUCCUUCUGAGCCUAUGCACGUUGAGCCAUCAUCAAUCAAGACAAGUGUUGGAUUAGUUUCUCCUCCAACCAGCGGUUCAAAGAGACCAUCUGAACCGUCCAUGGAGUUGUCAAAUCCAAAAACCAAUAUUGCCUCUGCUUCUGAACCAGUAGCAAAAGCUCUCAAGCGCGAAGGAAACCGCAGGGGUCCAACAUCCAAUUCAGAGCAGGAAGGACCCAAAACACCAGACCCUAAGAUAUUGAGGAGACUUGCUCAGAAUAGAGAAGCAGCUAGGAAAAGCAGGCUUAGAAAAAAGGCUUAUGUUCAGCAGCUAGAAUCAAGUAGGAUCAAGCUGAGUCAACUAGAACAAGAACUACAAAGGGCUAGAGCUCAAGGUAUGUUUUUUGGUGGAGGUGCUCUUGUAGGAGAAGAACAAGGUCUUCCUACUGUUAUUAACAACAUAAGCUCAGAGGCUGCAGUAUUCGAUAUGGAGUAUGCAAGAUGGAUUGAGGAACACCAUCGUAUCAUGUGUGAGCUCCGAGCCGCGGUUCAAGAGCAUUUACCAGAAAACGAGCUUCGGCUGUUUGUGGACAAUUGCUUAGCACACUAUAAUGAGUUGAUGAAUCUGAAAGGCAUGGUGGCCAAAUCUGACGCAUUUCAUCUUGUUUCUGGCAUGUGGAUGACUCCGGCGGAGAGAUGCUUCCUGUGGAUUGGAGGAUUCCGGCCGUCCAACCUCAUCAAGAUAAUUCUGAAUCAAAUAGAGCCAUUGACGGAGCAACAGGUAUUGUUGAUUUGUGAGCUACAACAGUCAACACAAGAGGGUGAAGAAGCACUGUCUCAAGGGCUUGAAGCUCUGAAUCAGUCUCUCUCAGACACCAUUGUUUCUGAUGCACUAAGCUCAUGCCCUCCUAACAUGUCCAGCUACAUGGGCCAGAUGGCAUUGGCCAUUAAAAAGCUCACCACCCUCCAAGGUUUUGUAAGACAGGCUGAUAAUCUGAGGCAGCAAAUGUUUCAUCGGCUCGAUCAAAUUCUGACUAUUCGUCAAACGGCGAGGUAUUUUCUGGCCAUUGCUGAAUACUUCCAUCGCCUCCGAGCUCUCAGUUCUCUCUGGUUAGCACGGCCCCGUCAAACUUUGAUAUCAGCAAGUACAAUUUGCUUGCAAUUUUAA
This is a messenger RNA of Cornus florida, 1674 nucleotides long. Its product is annotated as bZIP transcription factor TGA10-like. Gene Ontology annotation, molecular function: sequence-specific DNA binding; DNA-binding transcription factor activity. NCBI's taxonomy places the organism in Eukaryota, Viridiplantae, Streptophyta, Magnoliopsida, Cornales, Cornaceae. Gene Ontology annotation, biological process: DNA-templated transcription; regulation of DNA-templated transcription. The record is from RefSeq and is a predicted model, not a curated record. The coding region runs from base 1 to 1674 and encodes 557 amino acids. The transcript is spliced from 13 exons.